UAAGCGCUUGUCAGACGCUUGGCUGCUAGACAACGUGGACUUGAAACAACCUGAUCGGAAGCACAUAUCCUAGUCGGAUACAAGUGUGACUGGUGCACAACGAAAACACGGUCUUAACGCAGUAAGCUCUAGCGUGUUUUUUAUUCACAGUAGCAUUCACAAGUAAGUAAGGCAAGCGGGGACCUUUAAACUGCGUUAUUUAGCUAGCUAGCGUUGACGUUACGUUGUUGCUUGCUGCACUUGGCGUGAUUUGAGAAGUAGUUAGCUUUAGCCUCCACUACUAUUAGCCAGUGGUAGUUUGAACUGUAGCGUAGGUCAGAGAGACGUUAGGGGAAAACUAAUUCAUGACAAUGACUGCAGAGGAGCAGACAAGUGAAGGACAACACGCCAUCCCAAUGGAGGGGGAGGACAUCACAUCGAAGAAAGAUGGGGGUGUUUUCAAGCUGGUGAAAAGAGAAGGCACAGGCACAGAGCUGCCCAUGACCGGCGACAAAGUGUUUGUACAUUAUGUGGGCACGCUUCUGGAUGGCACUCAUUUCGACUCGAGCAGAGACAGGGGAGAGAAGUUUUCCUUCGAGUUGGGCAAAGGUCAAGUAAUAAAGGCAUGGGACAUCGGUGUUGCCACAAUGAAAGUUGGGGAGUUGUGCCAGCUCAUCUGUAAGCCAGAGUAUGCUUAUGGAUCUGCAGGCAGCCCACCCAAAAUACCCCCAAAUGCCACUCUUAUUUUUGAGGUGGAGCUGUUUGAAUUUCGAGGUGAGGACAUAACUGAGGAUGAGGACGGAGGAAUCAUCCGUCGCAUUAUCACUAAAGGACAGGGAUAUUCCAAGCCCAAUGAAGGAGCCGCUGUUGAAGUAACUGUGGAGGGUUCCUGUGAGGGACGUGUAUUUGACGAGAGAGAAUUGAAGUUUGAGGUUGGAGAUGGAGAGAAUCUUGGUUUGCCAGCUGGAGUGGAGAAAUCUAUCAUGGCUAUGGAGCAGGGAGAGGAGGCACUCUUCAAUAUAAAGCCUAAGUAUGGCUUUGGGAAUGCAGGAAAUGCAAAGUACAACAUUCCUGGCGGAGCAACACUACAAUAUAAAAUCAAGCUGAUAGCCUUUGAGAAGGCGAAGGAAUCGUGGGAGAUGAACACUGCCGAGAAGUUGGAACAGAGUGCCAUUGUCAAAGAGAAAGGAACACAGCAUUUUAAGGAGGGAAAAUACAAGCAGGCUUCAGUGCAGUACAAAAGGAUUGUGUCAUGGCUGGAACAUGAAUCUGGAUUGUCAGAGGAGGACGAGAAGAAGGCGAAAGCAUUGCGGCUGGCUGCACAUCUCAACUUGGCCAUGUGCUACCUUAAACUUCAGGAGCCAAGCCAAGCCCUAGAAAGCUGUGACAAGGCUCUGGAGUUGGAUGCAUCCAAUGAGAAGGCGUUGUUCCGAAGGGGAGAGGCGCUGUUUGGUAUGAAGGAGUUCGACAGGGCAAGAGAUGACUUCCAACAAGUUGUUCGACUGUAUCCUGCCAACAAAGCUGCCAAGAGCCAGGUGGGUCUUUGUCAGAAACGCAUCAAGGAGCAGCAUGAGAAGGACAAACGCAUCUAUGCCAACAUGUUCCAGAAAUUUGCAGAGAGGGACUCAAAGAAAGAAGCAGAGAGGGUGAAGAGUGGGAGCAAGGAGAACGGCGAUGAAGAGAUGGACAUUGAGAAUGGAGAAAAGGAAGUUGCCAGCGAAGCAAAGGUUUAGAUGAAGAUGUGACUAUUAUAGUUCAUCUGUUGUUCAGACUUUUGUAACUUCAGCCAUUUGUGUUUAAGGUAUGUGUGUGUAUGUAUGUGUGUGUGUGUGUGUGUGUGAGUGUGAGUGUGAGUGUGACAGAGAGAAAACGAGCAUGUCCACGAGAGCACUGAUUUUGGGCGCGUCUUCUCUGGCUUUCUCUGUGUCUGGGCUUUUUGCUGUGGUUGCUAGCGGAGUGGGUGGGGCUUCCCCAGCUGAUGGCACUGUGGGACGUGGUUUUAAUAAGUAAAUUUUUAGCCACAACCCCCCAAACCCUGAACCCUUUCAACCAACAGCUUUGAACUGUGCACGUGUUCACACAGCAUUUUGGGUAGGAAAGAAAGUGCAUCCAAGUGUUAAGCGCAGGAUUUCAAACCCUCACCCGUCAAGGGCUAGACCAUUCACCUUGCACUACCCCUCUGUCCUAAACCCCUCCCCACGAUUUAUGCUAUCCCUCCAACCCUCCACUCAUGGGCCUACUGAUCAAUUCCUAGAGUUGUGAUGGUUGUGUGCAUAGAUCUGAUACGUGUGAAUGUUAGAGUGCGUUUGUCCCAAAGUACGUAUGUAGCAGCACUGUGGAUAGGUGGAGUAAUAAGACAUUAACCUGGAAUAGCUGUUGGACUUUGAGCUUCUCUCUCAUCUAAAUAUGGAGCUCCCUUAUAGCCCCCAGGGUACAGGACUGUUCACCUUUUCUUUGGAAAUACUGACUUUGUACUUUUCUUUUUUCCAGUGUUGUGCUUGUAAUUUCUGUAUUGUUCUCAAAAUGAAUACAACCAAUUACUUAACUGGAAUAUGUGCAUUUUAAAUCAGCUAGAAAGGACAUUAAUCAUCUUCUCCUGGACACAUUCAAGUAAUAAACAGUUAUGUCUUAGUCUUAAUUUACUGUAAAAAGUACAUGUAUGAACGUGUGCAUAUAUCAGAUUCAAGCUGUUUAAAGACGGUACACCAGAGGAGCCUGUUUGUGCAUUUUAGUCAACAGCACCUGUAAGAGUGGGGCAGAAACUGAACUAGGGGGCUAAUUUAAAUCAGGGCUGUGGGGCCGUGCGUUGAGUCUAUCUUUGUCUGUUGGAAGGGUCACCGCUUUGUCUGCCCUGACAGAAGGAUAUAAUAAACAAUAG
Chelmon rostratus (copperband butterflyfish) is the source of this 2857-nucleotide messenger RNA. RefSeq names its product FKBP prolyl isomerase 4 (gene fkbp4). The coding region runs from base 345 to 1712 and encodes 455 amino acids. Gene Ontology annotation, molecular function: peptidyl-prolyl cis-trans isomerase activity; protein binding. The record is from RefSeq and is a predicted model, not a curated record. Lineage: Eukaryota; Metazoa; Chordata; Actinopteri; Chaetodontiformes; Chaetodontidae. The transcript is spliced from 11 exons.